AUGUAUGAAGAACCAACUCAGCUGUUUCAUUCUUUUUCUUUUUCCUAUUCACGUGAAUGUAUUUGUGAACGAUUUCUGGCAUCUUUUCAAAUGGAAAAUGUUGAAGAUAUUGAAAAUCUUCUCUCCCUUCAUUGGCCACAUAUCUUUUCUUCUAUUGAUCCUUCAACACCUAUCACUCUUACCAAACUAUCUCGAUACAAUUGGCUCAUCAAAUGUUCCGAACAUCUCUCCUAUGUACUUAAAUCAUCACAAACAAAUAAUUUAGAUCUUGAAUUGAAAUAUCUCACUGAUCUAAAUCGUUAUUUUAAUAAUGAAUAUCGUGUUCCUCUUCCUCUUCUCACAAUUAAAAAUGAAAGACAUGUUAAUGGUAAAUAUUGGUUAUAUGAAUAUAUUCAUGGUAAAGUUUAUAAUGAUUGUGAUUGUGCACAUCUAUUCGAUGAAAAACAACUGAUCUUAUUAGCUAAACUUAUCUCAAAAUAUCAUCAAUUUCUUAUUACUAAUUCGUCAACAUUAUCAACAAAUAAGAAAUCAACAACUCGUGAACAUCUUCUCAAAGAAUUCAAACAAUCCAUCGAUGUGAUUAAUGAAUGUCGAAAAGAAAGAAUCGAUUUAGUCAAUGAAUAUUAUCUUGGAUGUUAUCCGUUAUUGACGCGAUUGCUGGAAGAAUCACUUUCGAAACAAGAAAAGAGUCAUUCGAAUCGUAAUUAUCUUAUUCAUCGCAAUCUUCGUCCAUCGAAGAUCAUCUGGUCAUCGAAUAAUGAAAAUGAUCAGAUCGUUGGCAUCAUUGACUUUGAAAAUCUGAAUUAUGACACAUUAUGGCGAGAUCUUGCUGUUUGUUUAUCAACAUUUUGUACAUCAUCAUCACCAUCGAUUAUCACUGAUGUUGAUCGAAUGAGAAUAUUCAUUAGUGAAUAUAUGAAACAAAUCUCAGGUGGUGUUGCAAAAGUUUCAUCACAAACUGAACAAGAAGUAUUUCAUUUAAUCGUUGAUGAGAUUAUUUUAUGUGCUUGUGAAGAUUUUACAUUUAUUUAUUGGCAAUAUCAACAUCAAAAUGAACUAUUUCAAGGUAUCAAAGCAUUAGAGUUUUACUAUAAACGAGCACUGUGGCAUACUGAACAUGCUUUGAAGAAAUAA
Molecule: messenger RNA, 1134 nt
Organism: Adineta ricciae
Lineage: Eukaryota; Metazoa; Rotifera; Eurotatoria; Adinetida; Adinetidae
Source: the annotation of a GenBank genome assembly